AUGGUCACUAUUCGUGCCUUCUUAGCAGUUGCAGCAGUCAAGAAUCGGGCUUUGCAUAAGAUGGAUGUUCAUAAUGCGUUUCUGCAUGGUGAUCUUGAUGAAGAAGUUUACAUGAAACUUCCUCCUGGCUUCAAUGUUUGCUCUUCUGGUUUAGUGUGUCGUCUCAAGAAGUCUUUGUAUGAUUAUUCUCUGUUUACUCUACAUCAAGGACCGAUCCAACUUAAUGUUCUUGUAUAUGUUGAUGAUUUGAUUAUUUCUGGUAAUGAUGCUUCCGAUGUUGACCAUUUCAAUGCCUAUUUGCAUGAGUGUUUCCAUAUGAAAGAUUUGGGUGUCUUGAAGUAUUUUCUUGGUAUUGAGGUUGCUCGUAAUUCAAAGGGCAUCUUCUUGUGUCAACGAAAAUACACUCUUGAUAUUAUUGUUGAAGCUGGCUUGUUGGGGUCUCGUCCAGUUUGCUUUCCCAUUGAGCAGAAUCACACAUUGGCUCUCGGCAAAGGCCCUUUGCUUGCUGAUCCUGAAAGGUAUCGACGUCUUGUGGGUCAUCUCAUUUCCUUAUCCUUCACACAUCCUAACUUUUCUUAUACAGUUCAUAUAUUGGCUCAGUUUAUGCAACACCCUCGUCGGAAUCAUUGGGAUGCAGCACUUCGCACGGUUCGCUACUUGAAAGGAUUUCUAGGUCAAGGAAUUCUUCUUCGCACUGAUUGUGAGUUAUCUCUAACAGGUUGGUGUGACUCAGAUUGGGCUACGUGUCCUUUGACUAGACGCUCUCUUACUGGUUGGAUAGUGUUUCUUGACUCUUCUCUGAUUUCUUGGAAGACCAAGAAACAACAUACGAUGUCCUAG
This is a messenger RNA of Humulus lupulus (European hop), 840 nucleotides long. RefSeq lists its product as uncharacterized. The transcript has 2 exons. NCBI's taxonomy places the organism in Eukaryota, Viridiplantae, Streptophyta, Magnoliopsida, Rosales, Cannabaceae. The record is from RefSeq and is a predicted model, not a curated record. The coding region runs from base 1 to 840 and encodes 279 amino acids.